Molecule: messenger RNA, 1686 nt
Organism: Trachymyrmex septentrionalis
Lineage: Eukaryota; Metazoa; Arthropoda; Insecta; Hymenoptera; Formicidae
Product: protein AAR2 homolog
Exons: 7
Coding region: 316-1461 (381 amino acids)
Biological process (GO): spliceosomal tri-snRNP complex assembly
Source: RefSeq, a predicted model, not a curated record
GCCGGCGAAUCCGGCCAGUAACGCAAGAAAUGUAAGUAGUGUAAUGCAAGGCACAGUCGAAGUCGGCAACAUUUUUCGAAAAUAUAAUCGAGGUGACGCAAAACGCGAGACGAGAGGAAAUACGUCCAACCAGCUCGAUCGGCCUCACAAGACUUCCAUUCUUGUUAUUUACAUGUAAGCAAGGAUCAGGUUUCGGAAAAUUCCCCAGCAUCCGGCAACAGUCUACAGUUCUGCAUCCCAUGGGAGUGCAUCCUGAAUCAUAAUUCGCAAUAUAUUCGAGACAAGAAAGAGAGCAAUUCUAAAUAAUUAGCCAAAAUGGAAAUAGAUCAAAAUGUUGCACAAACUCUAUUGACACAAGGUGCUACGUUAGUUUUACUUGAUGUACCUGCGGGCACUGAUAUCGGUAUUGAUAUAAAGUCCUGGAAUGUAGGGCAGAAUUUUAAGGGACUCAAACUGAUCCCACCUGGAAUCCACUUUGUACAUUAUAGUGCAGCAAAUGAAUUUGGCGAGUUAGCACCUAGAGUUGGUUUCUUUCAUGACUUCCAGAAAGGUGAAUUCUUAGUGAAAAAAUGGGAUAACAAAAAGGAAGAUGUUAGUUCAGAAUCUGUACCUGACGAGACAGUUCAAAGGUUGAAAGAUAACAUAAAAGAAUUGAACAGGUAUUUAGGAUCAUAUCCAUACGAAAUAUCGAAAUCUUGGACAAAAUUAACAAACGAUAUUACUGCAUCUAUCAUGACGAGGUGUUCGCCAUUAUGUGGUUAUGUACGAUCCGCUUUGGAACUGGAGCAUUGCAAUGACGCUUCGAGACCACGUGGCCGAGAAUCUGAUAGCAAACGAAAAAAUUCCAGUAGACUCACGGCGGAGGGCAAGGAGGAGCAGAUGCUACCGAAUCUGAAACCGAAGCCUGGUACAGAACUCAGGCUUACAGAAAUACCAGACAGACAUUAUCCCGACGAUGCGACUCCAAGCGAGAUAACGCGGCAUUCUCUUGAUACUAGUUAUGUUUUGGAAAUCACUCUGAAAAAAUUGCAAGAACCUGUCGAAAUUAUCGGGGAAAUGCAGCUGACGUUCAUUUGCUUCCUAGCUGGUCAGAGCUUGGACGCUUUCGAGCAAUGGAAGAAACUCAUAUCGUUGAUUUGUGGCGCCGAUAACGUGAUUCCACAAUAUCGCUCUAUAUAUAUAGAAUUUCUGCAAGUCCUGGAAGAAGAAUUAUCGUAUGUGCCAGAAGAAGUACUCUGCGACAUUGUAGCGAACAAUAAUUUUGUAUAUCGUAAUCUGUGCAACUUAUUCGGUAAUAUCGAGUCAAAUUCUGAGGUGGACGAUCGAUUAAAAUCGUACGCCAAGCGUUUACAAGGUCGAUUGACCGCCAAGUUUUUGUGGGACUUUUCGAAUUUACUCGAAGAGGCGGACGACAAUGCGCCUGUUAUUGUCACUUUGUCACAAACACAAAUAAAUAAAUAAUAAUAAAUGAUUUAUUAAAACAAUAAUAUAAAUACACAACAAGUAAGAAUAUUAUAAUCUAUGACGGUCGAAGCUGAAUCUUUAAUGCUUUAAAUAAUUCAAUGUGAAUUGUAUACAUACUACAUAUGUACAUGCAUAUAUACUAUCUUUGUAGUCAUUCGAACUGCGCGCCGAAUUGGUUUUUCGGAGUUGGGACUUAUCAACGCAAUUAAACUACUGUAAUAA